CUUCAUUAUCCUUCAUCAUCUUCCACCACUUUUGCAAUAUAUUUCGAUCAUCAUCCCUUAUUUCAGAUUUUAAAAACCUGCAACCAUGUUAGAAGGAAAAGCUGUGAUCGGGGAGACUGAUAUGCUUCAAACCAUGCAAGAAGAUGCACUUCAACUCGCAGCUAAAGCACUCGACUUCUUUGAUGUAACCGAAGCCACUGAUAUAGCCCGAGUGAUUAAACAGGAAUUUGAUGCGAUGUAUGGAGGUGGUUGGCAGUGUAUCGUAGGGACUGAUUUUGGGUCGUUUGUGACUCAUUGUUAUGGUUCUUUCAUUCAUUUUUCUAUUGGGAGUCUUUCUAUUUUGCUGUUUAGAGGAUCAGCAGCACCAGAGAUCGAUAACUUUUCGACAUUGGAGAGUGUAAAAGCAUGA
This is a messenger RNA of Lactuca virosa, 409 nucleotides long. NCBI's taxonomy places the organism in Eukaryota, Viridiplantae, Streptophyta, Magnoliopsida, Asterales, Asteraceae. The record is from the annotation of a GenBank genome assembly.